AGCGUGCCAGAUCCCGGCCAGCAGCAGCAGCAGCAUAUAUCACACUGACAGCGUGCAGGAUGUCCUAUGAAGCUCUCUGUAGCAGCACAGCCCACAUCCCAGGCAGCAGUCUCCUAUCCUACAGACGUAAACCAUUGGUUUUCUUGGUUGCGUGACUUAAGAGAUAGAAUGACUGAACCAAAGAUCCCCGAUGUGAAAGUUGAUAACAAUUACCCAGAAACCUUACUGGAUGAAAUACAAGAAGACAACACGGAACAAAUUGACAAAAAGCAACAGAAAGAAAAACUGAAGACUGUUGGUCCAAUUCAAAUUUUUCGAUUUGCAGAUGGGCUGGAUAUAUUCUAUAUGAUUAUUGGAUUCCUCGGAGCAGUGGUGAAUGGUGUCUGCCACCCUAUAAUGCUCAUUGUGUUCGGAGACAUGGCCGACAGCAUAGUAUGUUAUAACUCAUCCCUCCAAAAUACAUCUGAAUGUCUUCAGUUCAAACCACUGUCUGAGCAGAUGUCUGAGUUUUCCUUGUACUAUGUUGGAAUAGGAGCUGCUGUUAUCAUCUUUGGAUACUUCCAGGUCUCCCUGUGGGUUCUAGCUGCCGCCAGACAGACACGGAAAAUGAGGAAACUGUUUUUCCAUUCUGUAUUAUCCCAAGAAAUGAGCUGGUUUGAUGUCACCAAAUCUGGAGAACUCAACACUCGUCUUACAGAGGAUGUUAAUAAAAUCAAUGAUGGAAUAGGAGAUAAAGUUGGCCAUCUUGUACAGAAUUGUUCAACAUGUGUGGCAGGACUAGUGAUUGGGCUCGUUAAAGGUUGGAAACUCGCACUGGUCAUCUUGGCUACCAGUCCACUUGUAGCAAUUUCAACUGCCAUAUGCUCCAAGAUGGUUGUAUCACUGACAAGCAAGGAGCUCUCAGCUUAUGCAAAAGCCGGGGCCGUGGCUGAAGAAGUUCUCUCCUCAAUACGGACAGUGGUGGCAUUUGGAGGACAAGAGAGAGAAAUUAAAAGGUACACAAACAAUUUGGGAGAGGCCAAACAAAUUGGGAUAAGAAAAGCUAUUACUUCUCAGAUGGCUGUUGGCUUUAUGUAUUUUUUUAUAUAUGCCACCUAUGGUCUUGGAUUUUGGUAUGGUACAACAUUAAUACUGGGAGGCGAAGGAUAUACCAUUGGAGAUACUCUUGUGGUUUUCUUCAGUGUGGUCCUCAGCAGUUAUUGCAUUGGCCAGGCGGCUUCUCACUUUGAAGCGUUUUCUGUGGCAAGAGGAGCUGCCUAUAACAUAUUUAAUAUCAUUGAUCAGACGUCCACAAUAAACAGCUUUUCAACAGAGGGUUACAAGCCGGAUAAUUUAAAGGGAAAUAUUGAAUUUCAAAAUGUGCGUUUUUGUUAUCCAUCAAGACCAAAGGUUCAGAUUUUAAAAGGAUUCAACCUGAAGGUUAAAUCUGGUCAGACGGUGGCACUGGUUGGACAAAGUGGAUGUGGUAAAAGCACCACAGUGCAGCUCCUGCAGAGACUGUAUGACCCACAAGGGGGCACGAUAGUGGUUGAUGGCCAUGAUAUACAGUCUCUGAAUGUCCAGUAUUUCAGAGAACUCAUUGGUGUGGUUAGUCAGGAGCCGGUCCUGUUUGCAACAACCAUUAAGCAGAACAUCAAAUACGGCAGGUUGGAUGUGACCGAUGAAGAAAUUGAAACUGCAGCUAAAGAAGCCAAUGCCUAUGAUUUCAUUAUGGCACUACCUGAUAAAUUUGAGACUCUAGUUGGGGAACGAGGAGCACAACUGAGCGGUGGCCAAAAGCAAAGGAUAGCAAUAGCCAGAGCCUUAGUACGGAAUCCUAAAAUACUUCUGCUGGACGAAGCCACCUCCGCUCUGGAUACUGAGAGUGAAUCUGUUGUACAAGCGGCUCUAGAUAAGGCCAGUAAAGGACGCACCACUAUUGUCAUUGCUCAUCGUCUGAGUACAAUUUGGACAGCGGAUCUUAUUGUUGUGCUAGAGAAUGGCGCUGUGGCCGAGCAAGGAACACAUUCUGAAUUAUUGGAAAACAAAGGAAUCUAUCAUUCACUGGCAACAGCUCAGUCCAUACAAACCGCAGAAGAUAGUGAAACAAAGGAUAACGAUCAAGGAAAGCCAUCACUGAUACAGAGGUUGCACUCCAAUAUUUCCAAUGGAAAGUAUUCAAUGUCUGAAGCUGAAGAGGAAGAAGAAAUAGCAGAGGAUGAUGAAAAGGAAAAACUUCCUAAAAUUUCAUUUUUUAGGCUGCUGAAGCUAAAUAAAUCAGAGUGGCCAUAUAUCAUGUUUGGAACUUUUGCAGCUAUUCUCAAUGGAGCAGUACAUCCAGGUUUCAGUAUAUUAUUUGCCAAGAUUAUAGCUAUUUUUGGGACUAAUAAUCCAGAGCUAAUUCGAAAUGAAAUAAACCUUUAUUCCAUUAUAAUUGCUAUUAUUGGUUUGGCUUCUUUCUUUACAUACUUUAUUCAGGGUUUCAUGUUUGGGAGAUCAGGUGAAGUCCUCACCAUGCGGCUGAGGCAGAUGGCAUUCAAGUCCAUGCUUCGCCAGGAAAUAUCAUGGUUUGAUAACAAAAAACACAACACUGGGGCUUUAACAACCAAGCUUGCCACAGAUGCUUCUCAGAUACAGACGGCAACUGGCUCCAGACUUGGUUUGGUUGCAGAAAACAUUGCCACAAUGGGACUGUGCAUCAUAAUUGCUUUGGUUUUCGGCUGGGAAAUGGCUUUGCUGAUUCUGGCUUUGACCCCUGUCCUUGUGGCCACGGGUUUCCUUGAGACCAGAGCACUCGUUGGCUUCGCAAAUCGAGAUAAAAAACAACUUCAACAGGCUGGGAAGAUUGCAACUGAAGCAGUGGAUAACAUACGGACGGUUGUAUCAUUAACUAGAGAGGGAACCUUUGAAGAAAUGUACUCUGAGAGCUUACAGAAACCCUACAGGAAUUCUCAGCGCAAGGCUCAGAUAUACGGCAUCUGUUUUGCAUUCAGUCAGUCAUUCAUACAUUUUGCCUACGCCAUAUCUUAUCGAUUUGGAGCUUUAAUGAUUGAGUUGGGGAGGAUGAACUCAGAGGAAGUAUUUCUAGUGUUUUCCUUACUGACAUACGGAGCUAUAACUGUAGGACAGACCUUAUCCUUUGCUCCUGAUUACGCUAAAGCAAAGUCUGCAGCUUCCCAUCUCUUCCAGUUGUUCCAAAGUGAGCCAGCUAUUGACAGCUACAGCCCGCAGGGACAGAUGCCGGAAAAGUUUCAAGGAGAUUUGGAACUGCGUAAAGUUGACUUCAGUUAUCCAUCUCGUCCAGAUGUGCCCGUGCUACAAUUGCUAUCUGUCAGGAUAUACAGUGGGCAAACUGUGGCAUUUGUGGGCAGCAGUGGGUGUGGGAAAAGCACCUCUGUCCAGCUGCUGCAGAGGUUCUAUGACCCACACCAGGGAGCAGUGCUAUUCGAUGGGAUUGAUGCUAAAUGCUUAAACGUACAGUGGCUGCGAUCUCAGAUAGGAAUCGUCUCGCAGGAGCCGGUGCUGUUUGACUGCAGCAUUGCUGAGAAUAUCGCCUAUGGAGACAACUCCCGCGAGGUGUCAAUGGAGGAAAUACAACAGGCAGCAAUAUCAGCCAACAUUCACUCCUUCAUAGAGAGUCUGCCGGAGAAAUAUAACACUCCAGUGGGAGGGAAAGGAACUCAGCUGUCCGGAGGCCAGAAGCAGAGGAUUGCCAUUGCCCGGGCUCUUAUCCGUGUUCCAAAAAUAUUACUGCUGGAUGAGGCCACCUCAGCAUUGGACAAUGAAAGUGAAAAGGUUGUACAACAAGCACUAGACCAAGCGAGGAAAGGAAGGACUUGUAUCAUGAUCGCACACAGACUGUCCACAGUACAGAAUGCGGAUCUUAUUGUGGUCAUGAAGAACGGGAGGAUAAUAGAACAAGGAACUCAUCAGCAGCUUCUAGCCAAGCAAGGGGCAUAUUAUGACCUUGUAAAUGCACAGACUAUAACGUAAAUAUAAAUGUAAAACAAGUCUGGAUAUAAGUCCGCUGGUGCUCUAUAGUAGAGUGCACACUGUGUCAGCCUUAAGAAGAGAGACCGUUGCUGUGUAAAGCAAUGCAAUGAAUAGAAAUAAUGCACAGGUAUGUGUAUAAACAUCAGGUACAUCUGGUGUAAGGAAAAGAUACUACUAAGUACAAUUUGUGUUGGAGGUUACCAAUGUGAGUAUUGAGGCCCAACUGGUACUCAGCACUGAUAAAUGCUUCAGUCAUCGAUCUGAUACAUCUUAUUUGUAACUAGAUUGUGAAUCAACUAAUUAAUAGAAAACUUGUUAAAUAAGAA
Pseudophryne corroboree (corroboree frog) is the source of this 4298-nucleotide messenger RNA. Its product is annotated as ATP-binding cassette sub-family B member 5-like. Gene Ontology annotation, molecular function: ATP hydrolysis activity; ATP binding; ABC-type oligopeptide transporter activity. Gene Ontology annotation, biological process: transmembrane transport. The transcript is spliced from 28 exons. Gene Ontology annotation, cellular component: membrane. Lineage: Eukaryota; Metazoa; Chordata; Amphibia; Anura; Myobatrachidae. The record is from RefSeq and is a predicted model, not a curated record. The coding region runs from base 67 to 3972 and encodes 1301 amino acids.